AAAUGACACGGGAAAAACAUAAACUUAGUGAUUAUUUUUUAAUAUUGGAAGAAAAAUCCAAUAAAUGGAACAACUAUGCUAUUUGUCAGGAUUGUAUUCAGGUUUUAGGUUCAGAAGAAGCUUCAAAACAUAAAUUUACAAAUACCAAGCGUGCAUGUGCAAAUCACCUUAAAAGUUGUUCUUAUUGGGCUGAAAGACAUACCACAAACUAG
Molecule: messenger RNA, 212 nt
Organism: Funneliformis caledonium
Lineage: Eukaryota; Fungi; Glomeromycota; Glomeromycetes; Glomerales; Glomeraceae
Source: the annotation of a GenBank genome assembly